GAGCGAGUUCAGAAGAGUUUUCCUCACCCCAUCGAUAAGUGGGCGAUCGCUGACGCUCAGGCCGCCAUCGAGAAGAGGAAGAGGAGGAACCCUCUGGCUCUGCCCGUGGACAAGAUCCACCCUCUGCUGAAGGAGGUGCUGGGCUACAAGGUGGACCACCAGGUGUCGGUCUACAUGGUCGCCGUGCUGGAGUACAUCUCCGCCGACAUCCUGAAGCUCGCAGGAAACUACGUGAGGAACAUCCGCCACUACGAGAUCUCCCAGCAGGACAUCACCGUGGCCAUGUGUGCCGACAAGGUGCUGAUGGACAUGUUCCACCAGGACGAGGAGGACAUCAGCGGCUUCCCUCUGAUGGACGAGGAGCCGUCAGCCAAUGAGGAGCAGAGUUACUACGAGCUGGUGAGGAGCCUGAUGUCGGACGGACGCCAUUACCUGAGACAGCUGAACCUGCUGAUCAAGGUGUUCAGGGAGCCCUUCACCUCCAACGCCAUGCUGUACUCCCAACAC
Molecule: messenger RNA, 507 nt
Organism: Plectropomus leopardus (leopard coralgrouper)
Lineage: Eukaryota; Metazoa; Chordata; Actinopteri; Perciformes; Serranidae
Source: RefSeq, a predicted model, not a curated record